AUGGUGGAAUCCGAGCCAAAGGUCCCCUCAAGCGCUGCCAUGCCUAAAGGGUAUGGGUUCCUACCCAAGGGGGACCCAUACCGCACCGGACUGUGUCGCCGGCUGACCCAGGCGGCUGGGAAGCAAGUGUACGUCGUUGUCGAUAAGAGACGGACAGCGGUCGGCAUCAGAGCGCCCAAAUACAUAAUCAACGAGGUGAACGAGAAAGACCGCGCGACGAGAGAGGAUCGCCGCGCGGCUGUACAGAAGCGAGAUGUUGCAACGCGGUCAGAUUUCGAGGUCGCAAUUCUACGUCUGUUUCCUAGAAUCCCUCCACACGAUCUGGAGAAAGUCCUGGACCGAGCGCUUAAGAAGCGCAGUGGGAGAGUUGGGCGGACGGGGAAGUUAACAAUCGAUUCUAAGGCUCGACUCGCGGUGAUGGCGCAUAUCAGGCAUAACCAUACAGAGUACGACAGUCUGCUCAAACAGAAGGGAAAAUCACGAGGAUCAGCAAGAGAUGAUAUUGCUCCCAAGCUUAAACAACUUUGUGGCGAAUGGAGGGAAGGCGCCCAGAGCGGUGCUGCUCACAUCAACGAGGCAUCUGUAUCGGCAGCACGAGGAUCACCGGGCCGAACCAAUCAAGAAAAUACGAGGAUUUCGCGUCGAGCUCGAAGGGUAGCCGCUACCAUUCUUGAUGGAAAGCAUUCAGAAAGACAAUACACUACAGAUGCGAAGAAAUGCACACACGACAACAACGGCCAAACCACUUCCAGAGAUCCUCCACGUGGCCAGAAAAAGAAACGGAAUAGGAAGAAAGAGACAGUGCCUUCGAAACCUGUGACGGGAACCAAAACAAGGCAGGAAACGAGGCAGACCCGAAAUACCAGUAAUCUCGACAAGGCUAAGCUUCUAGGUCCUGAUGCUCUGAUCAUUAUUUCUAGUGAUGAAAGUGAUCCGGAAGACCCCGAGGCUGAGACCGACCCAGGAGGAGAAUCCGAUAAUUCGUUUAUUGUGGGCGAUCAUUCCGACCAUUUCAUGGAUGAGGAUUGGGAAAUCGAUCUGGAUUCGGACUCGGACUCGGAUGAAGAGAUGGAAGAUAUCGAGCAAUAG
Messenger RNA from Clonostachys rhizophaga, 1089 nucleotides. The record is from the annotation of a GenBank genome assembly. NCBI's taxonomy places the organism in Eukaryota, Fungi, Ascomycota, Sordariomycetes, Hypocreales, Bionectriaceae.